UAGGUAAGAUGGCGGCGCCCAGCUGUACUGUGUCUGGCGCCUGGGUCCGGGGUACCGGCCCGCGUUUGGGGAGUCUUUUCACUCUCGUCUCAAAGCCAUUUUGUUCCACCGCUGCUGCUACUAGGCCUCUGAAUGCCCAGAGACUAGCGGAGAGGCUCCGAGCCCAGAAACGGGAACAAGAGAAGAAAAAGCCGGAACCGACAAACCGUAUUCAACGGAGAGUGCAAGAACUCGUGCGGUUCACACGGCAGCUGCAGCGAGUUCACCCUAACGUCCUUGCAAAGGCACUGAGCCGAGGGAUUCUCCACCAGGAUGAGGACCUUGUGGUCAUCAAUAAGCCCUACGGUCUUCCUGUCCAUGGUGGCCCUGGGGUCCAGCUCUGCAUUAGUGAUGUACUGCCCAUCCUGGCAAAGAUGCUUCAUGGCCACAAGGCAGAGCCCUUACAUCUGUGCCACCGGCUAGACAAGGAAACCACAGGCGUAAUGGUGUUGGCUUGGGAGAAAGAUGUGGCACAUCAAGUCCAAGAGUUGUUUAGAACCCGUCAGGUGGCAAAGAAGUACUGGGCCAUCACUGUGCAUGUCCCCGUGCCCUCGGCAGGAGUCGUGGAUAUUCCCAUCAUUGAGAAGGAGGUGCAAGGCCAGCAGCAACACCACAAGAUGACGGUGUCCCCGAGCUACCGCAUGAACAGUGGUAAGAUGGUCAAAGUACGGACCAACCGGAACGCCCACAUUGCCAUGACUCAGUACCAGGUGCUCAGCAGCACUCUGUCCUCUGCCCUCGUGGAGCUCCAGCCUGUAACUGGAGUGAAACAUCAACUUCGAGUUCACCUGUCUUUUGGAUUGGAUUGCCCAGUCCUUGGUGAUCACAAGUACUCAGACUGGAAUAGAUUGGCCCCUCAGAAGCUUCCUGUUGGCAUUCUGAAGAAGUUGGGGCUGGAACAGUCAAAGGCCCGCCACAUCCCCCUUCAUCUGCAUGCCCGGCAGUUGAUGCUGCCUGCCCUGGGGUCCAGGAAGGAGGAACUCCAUUUGGUCUGUAGGCUUCCUCACUUCUUUGCACGUUCUCUGCGUCGUCUCGGUUUAGAGAUUCCAAAUCAAGAUCAAAUUGGGGACAAUGAAGCCAGGCAUCUGAGAGCACAGUGAAGACUGUUUGGCCCUUGAACUCUGCUUUGUUUCGUGGACUGUUGUAACUUCUCACUUGGAACAGACUCCAGAAGAGCCUGGUGGCAUAAAUUGAAGAAACUCAGCUGUGUCAGGGCUUUUAAUGGAGAAUAAAAUCUAUUCACUGAGA
This is a messenger RNA of Marmota flaviventris (yellow-bellied marmot), 1287 nucleotides long. It is a transcript of the gene Rpusd4, whose product is annotated as RNA pseudouridine synthase D4. NCBI's taxonomy places the organism in Eukaryota, Metazoa, Chordata, Mammalia, Rodentia, Sciuridae. Gene Ontology annotation, molecular function: RNA binding; pseudouridine synthase activity. The record is from RefSeq and is a predicted model, not a curated record. Gene Ontology annotation, biological process: pseudouridine synthesis.